This is a messenger RNA of Daktulosphaira vitifoliae (grape phylloxera), 2324 nucleotides long. RefSeq names its product ESF1 homolog. The record is from RefSeq and is a predicted model, not a curated record. The transcript is spliced from 9 exons. Gene Ontology annotation, molecular function: RNA binding. Gene Ontology annotation, biological process: rRNA processing. The coding region runs from base 297 to 2207 and encodes 636 amino acids. NCBI's taxonomy places the organism in Eukaryota, Metazoa, Arthropoda, Insecta, Hemiptera, Phylloxeridae. Gene Ontology annotation, cellular component: nucleus.
UUUAAUUAAUUAUAGAAAUUAAUAAUUUACUUUUAUGACUUAGUUAAUUUGUUAAUGCUAAAAUAAUAAUAUAAUUCAUAAAAUAUCAACUGUAACAAAUGUAUACUAUCAUCUCAAGUUUUAUAAAAAAAUUAGUGGAUUAUACCACCUAUUAAUAUAAUAAAAUUUAAUUGGAUGGAUUUGAAAGUGACACAUGUUAAUCUUUUUUUUCAACUCCAUCUUUAAAAUUAAUCUGGAAUAAUUGCCCAAUCAUUUUAGUUUAAAAUUAUAGUUUUUGCAUUAGUUUCUAUAUAAACAUGGAUUCCAAUGAUAAACGUUGGACUAAGAUUGACAAAGAUCCCAAAUUUAAAAAAAUACCAAAAUCAGAACGAAAAGUUAAAAUAGAUAAGAGGUUUCAAUCUAUAUUCAAAGAUAAAAAGUUUAAAGUCAAGUAUACUAUAGAUAAAAGAGGACGACCUUUACAUAGAUCAACUACUGAUGAUUUUAAAAAAUUUUAUCAUAUGUCUGAUGAAGAAGAUAAUGAUCAAGGAGUUGAAGAUGAUAAUUAUAUGAAAAAAAAUGAUUUUAAUGAAUCUGAAUCAUCCUCUGAUGAGGUAAAAAAUAUUACAGAUAUAGAAGAAGAAGAUGAAAAAUAUAGUUCAAAAAUAGAUAAAAAAGUAAGGAACCGACUAAAAGAUAUCACAGUAGAUUAUGCAAGGGGUGAUGGAAUUAUAAUGACAGAUAGUUCAUCUGAUGAUGAUACUACUUCUGAUGAAGAAAAUGAUAGUGUAGAAAAUGUAUAUCAUAGAUGGGGUGAGUUGGAUAAAGAUGCUGUUACUAUAGAAAAUGCUACAUCAAGAUUAGCAUUAUGCAAUAUGGAUUGGGAUAGAAUACAAGCUGUUGAUAUAAUGAUACUUUUAAACUCAUUUGCUCCAACUGACGGCUUUAUUAAAUCAGUAACUAUAUAUCCAUCUGAAUUUGGUAUGAAAAGAAUGGAAGAAGAAGAAGUUAAAGGACCUCCUGAACUUGUAUCAGAAAAUCCAGUUGAUAUUGGUUCAUCUGAUGAUAAUAGUGAUGAUGAAGAUCAAGAAGGUAAAAAAUACCAUAUGGAAAAAUUGCGUAAAUAUCAACUAACAAGGCUAAAAUAUUAUUAUGCUAUCAUUGAUUGUGACUCAGUAGAAACAGCAAACAAAAUAUAUACUGAAUGUGAUGGUAUUGAAUAUGAAAGUAGUGCUACUCGUUUAGAUUUGCGGUUUGUACCAGAAGACACUGAAUUUGAUCAAGAACCUAAAGAAGUAUGUGAUAAAUUACCUGAUUUGGCGAAGUAUAAACCUCAUCUAUUUACGACAACAGCAUUACAACAAGCAAAAGUUAACCUAACAUGGGAUGAAACUGAUCCUAGACGUAAAGAAUUAGUUAGUAAACUUAAAACAAACCCAAAAACUGAAAUAGAUGAUAGCGCUCUACAAAAAUAUGUAGCAUUCAGCUCCGAAGAUGAAAAAAGUGAUAGUCAAAAUGAUGAAACUAGUGAAAACAAUGAUAAUGAUGAGCCAAAAAAAAAUCCUAUUGAUAAAUAUAAAGAAUUGUUACAAAAUAUUCAGAAAGAAGAAGACAAGAAAAAUAAUAAAGACAUGGAAUUAGAAAUAUCUUGGGGUAUAGGAACUCAAGAAAAGGUGCAGAAAACAGUUGAAGAGAAAUCUAAAAAGAAUUUAACACCAUUCCAAAAAAUGAUGGAAAAGAAAAAAGAAAAAAUGAGAGAGAAACAAAAGUUAAAAAAAGAAAAAAGGACUGAAAAUGAUGGAGAGUCGGGAGAUGAAAUUAAUUCCAAAAAUACUAACAAACAAGCUGAAUUAGAAUUAUUAUUAAUGGAUGAAGAAUCCUCUAAUAAACAUCAUUUCAAUAUGAAGAUUAUACAAGACAAAUCAAGAAAAUUAAAAAAUAAAAAUAAAACUAUUGAAACAACCGAUGAUUUUGAUGUUGAUGUAAAAGAUGAUAGAUUUUCAGCUUUAUACACAUCUCAUCUAUUUAAUAUUGAUCCAGCAGAUCCAAAAUUCAAAAGAUCCAAAGGAAUGGAAGCUUUUAUAACUGAGAAAGCUAAUAGACGUCAAUUAAUAGACAAUCAAAAAGUUAAUGAGCUACCUGAAAAAAAAUCAAAAAUUAGCAUUAACAACCCUGAACUAGCUAAUCUUCUUAAAUCAGUGAAAUAUAAAACAAAAAAUAGGAAAUAAAGAGAAUAUUUAUUAAAGGGUUAUUUUUUUUUAGACACAAUAUAUUAUUUUCAUGUGUGGUAUAUGAAAAAUUUAUCAUUUGUAGUGUUUGAUUUUUGAACCGAUUUCUUUCAAUGA